Molecule: messenger RNA, 2970 nt
Organism: Bufo gargarizans (Asiatic toad)
Lineage: Eukaryota; Metazoa; Chordata; Amphibia; Anura; Bufonidae
Product: gastrula zinc finger protein XlCGF17.1-like
Exons: 2
Coding region: 23-1174 (383 amino acids)
Source: RefSeq, a predicted model, not a curated record
CAAGGAUCUGUACAAGGAGGCCAUGAUGGAGGAGCACCAGCCUCUUAUAUCACAAGAAAAUCCCACUGAGAGUUCUGAAGAAAACUCCACCUUAUCACUAGAGGACAAAGAUAUCACAAAGCACUCUUCAGGAGAAAAUCUCAUUACCCUUAAUGUACAUCCAGGUCUUCACAGUACAGAUCUGUCAUGUAAUCCCCCUAAUCAUGAGGAACCUUCUCCUGACCAAUCACAGAUUGCUACCACAAGUACAGGUCAGAAAGAGGUUAAAGACUUUACAAAAAACUCAGUUCUUUCUACACGAAGAGGAAUUCACAUAGGGGAGAAGCCAUAUUCAUGUUCACAGUGUGGGAAAUAUUUUACACAGAAAUCAAAUCUUGUUAGACAUGAGGGACGUCACACAGGAGAGAAACCAUAUUCAUGUUCAGAAUGUGGGAAAUGUUUUACACACAAAUCAAAUCUUGUUACUCAUAAGAGAAGUCACACAGGAGAGAAACCAUAUUCAUGUUCAGAGUGUGGGAAGCGUUUUACAGAUAAGUCAAAUUUUGUUAGACAUACGAGAAAUCACACAGGAGAGAAGCCGUAUACGUGUUCAGAAUGUGGGAAAUGUUUUAAAGACAGAUCAGGUCUUGUUUGCCAUGAGAGAAUUCACACAGGAGAGAAGCCAUAUUCAUGUUCAAAAUGUGGGAAAUGUUUUACACAGAAAUCAAAUCUUGUUACACAUGAGAGAACUCACACAGGAGAGAAAUCAUAUGCAUGUUUAGAAUGUGGGAAAUGUUUUACAGUUAAAGCAUAUCUUGCUAUACAUGAGAGAAGUCACACAGGAGAGAAGCCAUAUUCAUGUUCAGAAUGUGGGGAAUGUUUUACUACUAAUGCCAGACUUAUGGGACAUCACAUACGUCACACAGGUAAGAAGCCAUAUUCAUGUUCAGAAUGUGGGAAAAGUUUUACUUCAAAAUCCAAUCUCGUUACACAUAAGAGAAUUCACACAGGAGAGAAGCCGUAUUCAUGUUCAGAAUGUGGAAAAUGUUUUAAAGACAAAUCAAGUCUUGUUUACCAUGAGAGAAUUCACACAGGAUUGAAGCCAUAUUCAUGUUCAGAAUGUGGGAUAUGUUUUAUUUCUAUAUCCAGACUUAGGGAUCAUCAGAGAAGUCAUACAGGAAAGAAUCCAUUUUGAUGUCUAUAUGUAGUAACUUUUUAGAUCAGUGGAGGCCAAAUUCUUGCUUGGAAUGUAGGGCAUGCUAUACAAGCAAAAAAAAAAUAUAUUAACUCCAUUUAUUCAGAAGCAUUAACAGGGUGGAAUUAUACCAGAUUCCUAUUACUGUAUUCAUCCAUCCAUCCACACAAUGGGAGAAUCCAGAGGGAAACGAGGAAUAGUAACACAUCCCAUGCAAUAGUUUUAUAAUGUAUGUGGACAUAUUUAAUAUUUUAUAUUCAUUCAAACAGUAUUCAAAGUGUUGGGAUCUAUCUGGGGUUGUCAAUAAUAAAAUCUGCUCAGAUUUUAAAAGUCCAACUUGUUUUGAUUGCUGAACCAGUGAAAAACGGGCAUCAAAGUUAUAUAAUCACUUUGAGCAAUUCUCUUAACAGAACAAACAACAUAAAACACUUGCCCCUCUGGGCGCUCACUAUACAGAUAGGUGAACUCAGCUAAGGGUUAGUUCAGAUAAAGCAGCAUGCACUGGCUCAGACCUCCACUGUCAAUGCUGUCAUUUUCAAGCCCUGACUGACUCAAGUAGCAGUGAUCUAUCCUACUAGUGAGCCCAGGCCGCAUUACACGGGCUAGUCUAGACUGGGGAAAACCUUGGCUGAAGUGGCACAGGAAUGGCAGAUCCUUCUAACAUCCUACCUACAAUUCUAUGCAAAACCACCCCUCAGAAUUUCAACACAAAAGAUAAAAUCUUCUAUUUGUUCCACGACAACGUCACCAUUGUCACUGACAGACAUUGUACUUUCUCCUAGCGCUGUGACCUUCAUUGCUCCUACAGACUAACCCUCCUGUGCGGAGACAGUGAUUAAUGGUGGCAUGAUGACUAUAAUUAUCUGACCCUGUGAUCUGUGAUAAUUAACCCCAUAUGUACAUUCCUGCGGUUUAAUGGUAAACCUAUCUCGAUACUGGAGCUGAGUUAUAUAUCAGUGGUGGGAAUCGCUUGUGAUGUCACAUCUGUUAAUUAACCCCUGAAUAAUGGGAACAUGAAGUCAGUGACCAAGUGAUGCUCAUAUAUGUGUUUCAUAUGUAUCCUGCCUCCUACUUUAUUACCUGCAGAACAUGAAUGGAGACAUGUGGAUGAAUUACUAGUACCUUGUAUGUCUCAGAUAAGUACUGGCCAGUAGGUCUACCUCUCAUUUGGGCUCUACUUGUUAAACAGUGAUUACAUUUCAUGUGGGAUAGUGAGCAAUGGUGAUCAGAGCUAGCUGGAGGUUUCAGAGGACAAAGGAUAUGCGAUAAUUGUCUGCGAUGAGAAUAUCCCUAUAAGCAACGUUGCUGUUUUAAUUACAUGUGAAGAUAACAUUUUGUAGUAUUGCCCUGAAUCCUGCAGGACUAUCUACUGUUAAGAAUUGCUCCAUGUUCUCCCACCAUAAGCUUUAAGGGCUAGUUCAUAUGGCGGCUUCAUAUUCGGCUCCAAAAAACACCAGGAUAUGCUGCCACUCAUGCAGUUCUGGUUUAUCUAUUAUUACCAUGCAAGAAAGGACAUGUCCUUAGUUGGUGCAGUGUCCACUUGAAUGAUACUAUAAACUGCAACAUGUGUCUGUUCACAAUAUAACUCAGUUCAUUGGGGCUAUAGCGGGAGUGGGUCUUCUCCAUUCAAACUGAAAAAUCACAAUCCAAACCAGAGGGGUUUCUGCUGCAGCAUACGUCUUUGCCAUUGGCAAAAUCCACCAUGUGAGUUAGCCCUUAAGUUUUCAAGGAGGACUAGUUCCUUGAGGUUUUCUGUAACAGCCAUUGCGUGUAUUGUCAUAGACUGAACUAUAUUU